AUGUUUGGAUUGCUAAUAACGAUUGCAUUGGUGGCGGCGGUAGACAUGGAAGAAUGGGAUCCAAUCAAAAAUCAGCUUAAAGAUUUUAUGGCAAGCACGGACGGUCCCAUAGGCACACUAACUACAAGCGGCGGUACCCCUGUCUCUGAUCAUGAAGCAACCAGCACAUUAGACACUGAUUCUGUAAUUGAUAACGAAUAUUUUCUAGAUAAAAUUACUCAUUUUGUUGAAGAGAAAAUUCCUGAGCGUAUCGUUCACCCAAAAGGUUCUGGAGCAUUUGGAUACUUUGAAGUAACACACGAUAUUUCAGAUAUUUGCAAAGCUAAUUUUUUAAGUAAAGUUGGAAAGAAGACACCUAUUGCUGCGAGAUUAUCAACAACUAGAGGAAAUAGAGGGGGUUCAGAUGUAAACCGUGACACUAGAGGCAUGUCAAUAAAAUUUUAUACUGAAGAAGGUAAUCUUGAUUUAACCGGAUUUAGUACUUCAGUUUUUACUAUUAAAGAUGCGGUACAUUUUGAUUCUGCUAACCAUGCUGCAGGAAUAAAUCCAGCGACAGGUUUCACUGAUAUUUCGACAUUUUGGGAUUUUUUGUCAUCCCUUCCUGAGUCCAUAUUCCUGGUACUACAGUUAUUCUCUGAUUUAGGUAUACCUGCAGGUUAUGCACACAUGGCUGCGCAUCCGAUUCACACAUAUCAGGUUGUAAAUGACUGUGGGGUUUAUCACUUUGUCCGAUUCCAUUUCAUACCAGACGCCGGCAUUAAGCACUUAACCUCAGCUGAAGCUAAAAACAUUAGCAGCAACGAUCCUGAUUUUAUGGGGAGAGAUUUAUUUACACGAAUCGCUAAAGGUCAAUAUCCUACCUGGACGGUAAGUGUGCAAAUUUUGUCCGAAGCAGACCUAAAGAAGACCGGACACAUAGUGUUUGAUGUUACCACACUUAUUUCUACUAGAGACUUUCCAUUACUUCCAGUCGGUAAGAUAGUUUUAAAUGAAAACCCUAACAAUUACCACGCACAAGUAGAACAGAUGGCAUUUUGUCCGUCAAGCUUAGUUCCUGGUAUAUUAGGAGCCCCAGAUAAACUGUUUCUAGCACGUCGAUUGGCCUAUAGGCAUUCACAGAUGUAUCGGUUGGGAUCGAAUUUCAAAAAAAUACCAGUUAAUUGUCCAUUCCGUGUGGACACUCAUACUUAUGUUAGAGAUGGCGUGCCACCAGUCGGUGAUAAUGAGAAAGGUGCUCCCAACUAUUAUCCCAAUUCGUUUAAUGGUGCUGAACCGUACAGGGAGAAAUAUAAUUCAAAAUUGAUUAAAAUAAAAGAAACGAGUCGAGUAAAUAAUUUAGGUCAAGCUGCUGAAUACUACGAGGAACUGAGUUCUGGGGAAAAAUCUCGACUUAUUGACAAUUUUUCCGAUGGCUUAAAAGGGGCACUUCCCAUGAUUCAGAUAAAAGUUCUAAACUUAAUAAAACGUAUUCACCGAAAAUUAGGGGAACAAUUGGCGAAAAAACUGAAAAUGUAA
Bicyclus anynana (squinting bush brown) is the source of this 1515-nucleotide messenger RNA. Its product is annotated as catalase-like. The transcript is spliced from 2 exons. Gene Ontology annotation, molecular function: heme binding; catalase activity. NCBI's taxonomy places the organism in Eukaryota, Metazoa, Arthropoda, Insecta, Lepidoptera, Nymphalidae. The record is from RefSeq and is a predicted model, not a curated record. Gene Ontology annotation, cellular component: peroxisome; cytoplasm; mitochondrion. Bases 1 to 1515 code for a protein of 504 amino acids. Gene Ontology annotation, biological process: hydrogen peroxide catabolic process; response to hydrogen peroxide.